This is a messenger RNA of Corylus avellana, 1092 nucleotides long. Its product is annotated as transmembrane protein, putative (DUF1218). NCBI's taxonomy places the organism in Eukaryota, Viridiplantae, Streptophyta, Magnoliopsida, Fagales, Betulaceae. The record is from RefSeq and is a predicted model, not a curated record.
AAUGUUGAAGGAAUAACAAAGAGGGAUCUAUGAUCGGUUGUACACAUAUAUACGCGAUACAUGUAAAUUCUUGGCCCCCCUCCCUUGCUGGUGAUACUCUGCUUUCCUUGUCGCCCAUGAAAGGAAUCCAAGUUUGAAAAGAAAAGGGAAGAAUAAAGCAAAAAAAUGUAUGGACAAAAGGAAGCUUUUACCCUAAGAACGCACCUAUUCCCUCUUGCACUAUAUAUGUUAUUCAUCUAAAUGCCUGGCCCUGCUUAAAGAUAUAGUAACAAAGCAAGGGAAGUCCCCAUCCUUUCCUCUAAAAUCAUCUCCUAGUCAAGCUCUGAAUUCCCAAAAUGGCCAAAAAUAUUGGCAUUCUUGUCUGUGUUUUGAUCAUGGUCUUGGACAUCGCUGCCGGGAUACUUGGCAUUGAGGCUGAAGUCUCUCAAGGCAAGGUGAAACAUAUGAAGAUGUGGAUUUUUGAGUGCAGAGAGCCAAGCUAUACGGCUUACAAGCUAGGAUUGGCUGCAGCCAUACUUCUAGCCCUGGCUCAUACCAUUGCUAACAUCCUUGGUGGGUGCAUUUGCGUUUCGUCCAAGGCAGAUUACACAAACGCCUCAGCCAACAAGCAAUUAGCCGUUGCUUCCCUCGUUUUCUCUUGGCUCAUAUUAGCCGUUGGAUUCUCGAUGCUCAUCAUAGGAACAAUGGCAAACUCAACAUCAAGAAAAUCCUGUGGGUUUCCACACCGCCGCCUUCUGUCUAUAGGAGGGAUUCUAUGCUUUCUUCAUGGAAUGAUCACAGUCGCCUAUUAUGUGUCCGCCACUGCUGCACACAGAGAAAUAGAAAAGCAUAGAAACCCUACUCCACGUCUUUCAUCUCCUGCUUGAAAUUCUUAUUUCCCUAUUAUCUGCUGGUACACAUAAUUGUUCAAGACAUUAUUUGUGGUUUUUGUCGUGUGUUUGUAUGAAUCAAUUUUUAAAAUUUAAAUCAUAAUUUAUCGGUGCCAAUACCAUGUGAUUGAUAGUCAUAAUACUGAUUUCAUUUCUCUAAAUGGGCGAAGUACAAAGAAUCUAAACCUAAAAGCAAAAUUACAAGAGUGAUUAUUUCUUUAGC